Molecule: messenger RNA, 1328 nt
Organism: Mizuhopecten yessoensis (Yesso scallop)
Lineage: Eukaryota; Metazoa; Mollusca; Bivalvia; Pectinida; Pectinidae
Exons: 3
Coding region: 170-778 (202 amino acids)
Source: RefSeq, a predicted model, not a curated record
CAAAAUAGCGUCUGCCUUUCAGAAGUUGUUGAUCAUCUCGUGACAACUUGUUUACCUUGUAUUUUAAAAAGCGGUAAAAUGGCAGGUGCAAAAUUUGUUUAAAAUACACAGUUUUAACAAAUAUCCCGAUAACCUCAAGUUUCUUUCAUGAAUCCACAGCUCAUCCAAGAUGAAGCAUAUCUUCCUGAUUGUCAGCUUAUUCAGUGGCCUACCUUACGAAAUCCACCCGGAAAAGGUACAAUUACCAUCUUUCCAAAAGCUGAAGCUCUACUACCCCGGCCAGAAACACUUCGGAGGACAGUUCACUCACUCCGACAUUCUUCAUUCAGUCGGGGUGGUUCACCAUAUUGGAUUUCCACACGACACCAGUGCCAUUCGCCUGUCGUCUGUUCUCAACAAACUAGGGCCGCCGCAUUCACUUGGUCGGUCGCCCAUUAAAUUAUCGGGGCGCUUCGGCGAUAGUUUCGUUGGCAGGAAUGGGCUACAGUAUAUUUACCAUGCCAUAGCAUUCGGACCUUACCUAGCUGACAAAUAUGGAGAACCAGACCUAUCAGUGUUACAUCAAGUCAACGCAGUCAACAUGAAGAAAAAAUAUUGGGGUAAACAGGGGAUACUUCAGAUUAUCACGUACUCUAAUACAGGGGGUAAGCCCAAAGGACAUAUUGCAUUGUGGGAUUGUUAUCACUUACAUGAGUCUAACGACUGGAUAGAAAAGAACCGUCUUGUCACAGCUGCAUUCUGGGAAACACCAGAUUCCGAUUGCAGUUCUCCAAUCUGAUGGGACAGACACCGGAAGUGAGGAGGCCAAAGCCAUACCGGAAGUGAAAUCAUAAACAGUGCUCAUGAAACAGGAUUCGAUGUCAUGACGCUUUGAGUAAACUAGAUACAUGCUUUUUCAGUGUAGCAUAAACAAUCCGCUUUUUGAGACGGAUGGAGAGACAGAACCGGUGUGGAUUGAGCAGGGUUCCUGAAGUCCAAGGAACAGUUUUAAAUGUUACUAUGCUAUUUUCGUAUGUGGUGGGAGCUUAAAAGAGAAAGUGAGUGUCUUUUUAUGUACCACGAGAAAAAAUAGUCAUUGUGGUAUAACAAAGAUUAUUUCUCGGCAGCUAUUGUUCUACGUUUGAGUAAUUAGGAAAUACAGUUUCCGUUAAGUUCAUCCAGUACAUUAGCUAAUGAAACAGCUGACGAGAGGAGAUGAGUCUUCAUUGAAAUGUUUUUAUAUUUUAUAUUUUUAUAUAAUUUCCGUUAUUUUGUUGUCUCGUCCUCGUGACCGUCGCUAAUUUCAUGUUGUGUCUUUAUGUCAUAAAAAUACAAUCUUUAUAUGUAAA